AUGGCCGAGGAGAUGCACCCAGAGCUUCGAGAGCUACUUGCGGGCGUCCGAAAAAAGAGGGCAUUCAGCCCUAGCGUAUGGGUUGCCAAGAAGGUAGAUGCAUUGAAUGAGUAUGCAAGGAAAACAGGAAUUGCAGGAUGUAUCGUGAAUCUCUCUGGAGGCAUUGAUUCUGCCGUCACUUUUGCUUUGCUUGCUCGUUCGAAGGCCGCAGAAAAGUCCCCUAUCACUAGAGUCCUUGGGCUGGCUCAGCCUAUUUUGUCAACAGCAUCGAUCCAGAAUCGUGCCUAUGAGCUGUCCAGCUAUGGAGAGAUAGUAACGGUUGAUCAGACAGACAUCUUUAUGUCACUGACAUCGCUAGUAGAAGACGCUUGCGGUAUUAGGGGCAAGGAGUUUGCAAGAGGUAACCUUAAGUCGUAUAUGCGGACGCCUGCCGCCUUCUACGUAGCGCAACUUCUUUCUCAGGAGGGCACGCCAUCUGUAGUCGUGGGGACAGGAAACUAUGAUGAGGACGGCUUUCUCUACUACUUUUCUAAGGCAGGAGAUGGCGUUUCAGACAUCCAACUGAUUCACGAUUUGCAUAAGAGUGAGGUGUUUGCAGUUGGCAGGUACCUAGGUCUCCCUGAAUCUAUUUUGGAUGCACCGCCCAGUGCUGACCUUUGGGAAGGUCAAACAGAUGAGGAGGAAAUAGGUGCAAGUUAUGACUUUGUGGAGCUUUAUGUAUCCCUAGAGAAGGACGCAGAAUUAAAGAAGACACUGGAGACCGUGUCACGUGACGCACAAUUACAGUAUGAAAAAGUUGGAAGGCUGUUAGAAAGUAUACAUGUUAAAAAUGGACAUAAGAAAGUGUUCCCAUUGAACAUCUGA
Giardia duodenalis is the source of this 864-nucleotide messenger RNA. Its product is annotated as NH3-dependent NAD+ synthetase. The transcript has a single exon. Gene Ontology annotation, cellular component: cytoplasm. Gene Ontology annotation, biological process: NAD+ biosynthetic process. NCBI's taxonomy places the organism in Eukaryota, Fornicata, Diplomonadida, Hexamitidae. The coding region runs from base 1 to 864 and encodes 287 amino acids. Gene Ontology annotation, molecular function: NAD+ synthase (glutamine-hydrolyzing) activity; glutaminase activity. The record is from RefSeq and is a predicted model, not a curated record.